AUGGCCGGCUUCAGACUUCGCGAUAUCAGCGCAUAUCUGGUCUUACUUAUUGCCAUCACGACUUUAGGGUCCUUGCAGUUCGGUUUUCACUUGGCAGAGCUUAACGCACCACAAGAUGUCAUUACGUGCCGCAAGAAAUCGAUAUCCGCGCUCGAUAAGAUCAAAGGACUGAUCCAUAAGAAACCGGCCGAAGAUCAUGGCUUCUUGUCCCACUGUAUCCCCAUGGACGAAGCUUCAUUUGCGACCAUAUCGUCAAUAUUUACUUUGGGUGGUCUACUGGGAGCUUUGACCUCUGGUCCCUUUUCCUCAAAGCGUGGCCGUCUACCCGCGAUGCGUAUCACUGGGUUGCUCUAUAUAUUUGGAGCUGCCAUUGAGACUGUCGCCGGAAGCGUCUUUGUCAUGGCGCUCGGCCGUCUGUUAUCUGGUAUUGGUGCCGGUGCAUCGACUGUCGUGGUUCCUUUGUACAUCAGUGAGAUUGCGCCGCCCAAGGAACGCGGUCUUUUUGGCUUCAUGACUCAGAUCUCGAUCAAUGUUGGUAUUCUGAUAGUGCAAACUAUGGGCUAUUUCCUGAGCUACGGCACUGCUUGGAGAUGGAUCCUUGGAAGCGGAGUGUUCAUUGCGACAGCCCAAACUUUGGGACUCUUUGUUGUACCAGAGAGUCCAUCGUGGUUGGCUGCACAAGGCGAUGGGACUCAAGCAAAACGGACUCUGCAAAGGAUUCGUGGUCAUGGCCACGAUAUCGACGAGGAGACGGAGUCUUGGAAUUCUGAUGAACGCGAUGCGUCCGAGGAAGAUGGGCUGCUUCAGGCGGAUAGUGCCUCUGAGUCGGCUCCUAAGAAUCGGAUCGAGCAUCUUGGGUUCUUCCAAGUACUGAAAGAUCCUGACACCAGGCCUGCCAUCAUUGCCGUUGUUGGAAUUAUGUUUGUGCAACAACUAUGUGGUGUCAACUCGAUCAUCAUGUACUCAGUCUCCCUCCUUGCUGACCUGCUCCCGAUUUCUUCAGCACUCCUUACUAUCCUGAUCUCUGUCGUCAACCUCGUCACAACUGUCGCUUGCGCUCCUCUCCCCGAUCGCCUUGGCCGCAAGACCUGUCUUCUUGCAUCUAUUGUCGGACAGGGAACUAGCGCAUUCAUCCUGGCUCUUUCUAUUGUGUUUGGUGUCAAGAUUCUCUCAGCCACUGCAGUCGUGGCGUUUGUCGGCUUCUUCGCUGUUGGCCUCGGUCCAGUUCCCUUCCUCCUUGCAUCGGAAUUGGUCGGGCAAGAAGCCGUAGGCGCCACACAAAGUUGGUGCCUCGCAGCUAACUACGUGGCAACAUUCCUUGUGGCCCAGUUCUUCCCAAUCGUGAACACAGCUCUUAACAACUUGCUGGGUGGUCACGGAUGGGUCUACUUCAUCUUUGCAGCCCUGGCUGUUGGGUCUGCCUUCUUUGUGUUCUUGAACGUGCCAGAAACCAAGGGCAAGAAGGACGUUGAUGAGGUUUGGGGCAGGACAAGACGCGUCGACUGA
Messenger RNA from Fusarium sp. VM40, 1506 nucleotides. The record is from the annotation of a GenBank genome assembly. Lineage: Eukaryota; Fungi; Ascomycota; Sordariomycetes; Hypocreales; Nectriaceae.